AUGUUUCUGUUUAGCACUCACACUCGUAUUCAGUUUCGGCUUCCUGAUGGAAGCGUACUGGUCGAAAAUUUUCCCAUAAAUGACCCUUUGAGAAGUGCUCAUUCAUUCGUUGCCGAAAAUUUUCAUGCUUUGAGUUCGUUCAUACUGAUGAAAAUUUUUCCGAGACAUGAAUACACCCCCGAAGAAUUGGAUAAAAGCUUUUCAAGUUUGGACUUGGUUCCUUCUGCUGUUCUUUUGGUUCUUCCGGUAAGAAAUUUCAUGUUUUUUAAAUGCUGCUUUUUAAAUGUUGAAGCCUUUAAAUUCCAUAGCAGAGAAUUAUGUACAUUUGAGGAUAAAUCGUCCUAUAGCGGCAGCACGUCAUCUGAAACCCAGUCUCGGACUUUCGGAAGAAUCACGGACCUGAGGAAUGACAGUGACGAUGCAGAAGGAACCUGGAAUGGGAAUUCUACGCAACAGUUGUAA
Messenger RNA from Soboliphyme baturini, 462 nucleotides. Lineage: Eukaryota; Metazoa; Nematoda; Enoplea; Dioctophymatida; Soboliphymatidae. The record is from the annotation of a GenBank genome assembly.